CACAAAUUAACAUUUAUAAUCAUUGGCAUAAAGAAUAGAAGAAUUGGAUGUCUUUGUUGUAUUUUUUAAUUAUUAAAAAUAUAAAAAUAUUACAAAUAUAAAGCUGGCUAGAAUCUGCAGAAAUUUUUCCUCGGAUUUCCUCGAAUAUUUAAAACUCCGGAAGCAGAAAGUGAAUCAAGUCGCUAAAAAUGAAUGAUGAAAUCAACUACGUAGAAUCUUCAGCGGCAAGACGGAAUCGUCACCGCGAAUCUUUAGAGCACCUCUGGCAGAAGGAGUUAGUAUUUCUGAAGCAGCUCUUCGAUAAAAACAUUCCACUUGCCCCCAUGGAUCUUAUCAAGUUUCACGACUACGUGUACCUCCACUGCUCGAGCUUUGUUCACAAUCCAAGUGUCCGUUCCCAGGAUCCCGGGAAAGAUCUGUACGGUGGCCUGACCCUGUACCUUAACUCACGGCUACAGGAAAUAUCUAAAGGAAUGGAAAACAUUGCGGAUGACAAAGACUUGGUCGUUGAGUACGUGGGACAUUGGAAGAAGUACUGGAAAGCCUGCGAGGAAUUGGACCGAGGAUGUCGUUACCUCAACCAAAAUUGGGUGAAGCGGGAGCGGUUUGAGGGCCAUGACUAUAUCCAUGAGAUAUACCGCAUGGCCAUGAUACGAUGGAAGGAGGUCGUGUUUAGUCCCAUUGAUAGGGCACUGGUCACCGCCAUUACCCUGAUCUUGAGGCACAAGGCUACGGAACAAUCCAAAUUACUGGUGUACCAGGUGCUUCAAUCAAUUGUAGAGCUGUAUGCUAAUGAUGAAAGGCAGGAAGUGUCAGUGCCUUCCAAGCUCAACAACGUGUUCACUGAGGAGGUAGUGGGUUUCUACAAGUCGGAGACCCUGGCCGAGUUCCAAAGGAUCAUCCUAUCCAAUACCUACACCCAUUUUAAACACUUCCUCAAAUACUGGUGCUUAGCCAUGCCAGAAAUAAAUGACGGCGUCCAGUUUAGGGGGUUCGUGAAGAGACACCUUGCUUUGCAGCUGAAGAAUGCUAUUGCGAAAUCCUUGGGAGGCAAAGAGUACGUCGAAGCCAUUUUGAAAUUUCGUCGUAGUCCGUUGGCACGGGCAAUGCGGGACCACAAAAAUCUGGUGGCCGUAAUCGAUGAGGUGUGUUCAGAUACUUUAAACAAAAUGGAUCAGAAAGUUGAGCCUAUCAGGCUGCUGGUCAUAUACUCAAACGAACUGAUGACGAACAAGUCCGUGGGAGAUAUCCUUGAAGAGCUUAAACAGAUUGUUGAAGUUGUGGAGUUCAUAAACGAAAAGGAUAAGUUUAUUCAAAAAUAUUGGAGAGCUCUUAGAGCUCGACAAAUCAAAGAGAUAUCAGUCUGGGAUGGAAAUGAGUCGACAAUGAUUUCGCUGCUGACCAAAAAGUUUGGUGUUGAUUUGACUUAUACUUUAAAAAAUCAGUUGGACGAUUUAGAAAAGUCGAGGACAAAAGUUGGUCAGUUUCAAAAUUAUAUGGAUAGUAUGGGUGUUCGGCUGUGCUUUGAUUUUCGCCUUAAGUACUUCAAAAACAGAGGUCUUGAUGCGAAUUUCAAUCUCAUAUUGCCGGAGGAACUACGGAUAGCGGUGGAGCAGUUUAAAAUGUUCCACACCGAGUAUGAGAAAUCGAAAAGAAAGGUUGUCUUUCACCACGGCUUAUCCUCCGGCGAGAUAAUUUGUAAUUUGGGUCAGUCGACCAAAAUCCUGGAGGUAAGCACUUUGCAAAUGUCGAUUCUGCUGCUGUUCAACGAAAAGGAAAGUUUCACGGAGGAAGAGUUGAAGGAUAGGUUGGGCACACCAAUGGACAUUCUGCAACCGGCACUGGAGUUUUGGAAAAGUACCAGCUUCCUGAUUUGUUCCGGGACUUCUGUGGCGGUCAACACGAAUUUCACAAGCAAAAAGCGCCGUCUUAACUUUAACAAGGUUGCGAAUGGGACUAAAACUAGAAGGAUUGAUGAGAAAGAAGAUUCCGUCUUACAAUUAAAGCGAAAAAAACAAACGGAUGCUGCAAUAGUGCGCAUAAUGAAAAAGCACAAGGAACUGGAACAUCCGCAAUUAAUUUCAAACGUUGUAGAGGAGCUGAGGUAUUUGUUUAUCCCAAACGUAGCAUUUAUUAAAGAAAGAAUUGCUGAUUUGAUCAAUAAGGAAUAUGUGAUGCGUUGUGGUCGUUCCACAUACAGAUACAUUCAAUGAAAGCAUAUAGUCAGUAUUUAUUUUAAUGCCAUUAAAAACAAAUUUAUUGGAUGAAAAACUUGCCUUAUCUACCAAAUUUAUUUCGGGUAUAAAUGUAAUCGCAAUAAUAAUACAAUUAAAUGUAAGGAUGUAAAUAAAUACAUUUCUUCAAUUGCCUUCCGCUUAA
This is a messenger RNA of Drosophila biarmipes, 2379 nucleotides long. RefSeq names its product cullin homolog 1. The record is from RefSeq and is a predicted model, not a curated record. Gene Ontology annotation, biological process: protein ubiquitination; SCF-dependent proteasomal ubiquitin-dependent protein catabolic process. The transcript has 3 exons. Bases 189 to 2213 code for a protein of 674 amino acids. Lineage: Eukaryota; Metazoa; Arthropoda; Insecta; Diptera; Drosophilidae. Gene Ontology annotation, molecular function: ubiquitin protein ligase binding. Gene Ontology annotation, cellular component: SCF ubiquitin ligase complex.